Gaeumannomyces tritici R3-111a-1 is the source of this 2173-nucleotide messenger RNA. Its product is annotated as U3 small nucleolar RNA-associated protein 15. Gene Ontology annotation, cellular component: nucleolus. The transcript has a single exon. The coding region runs from base 101 to 1804 and encodes 567 amino acids. Lineage: Eukaryota; Fungi; Ascomycota; Sordariomycetes; Magnaporthales; Magnaporthaceae. Gene Ontology annotation, biological process: rRNA processing; positive regulation of transcription by RNA polymerase I. Gene Ontology annotation, molecular function: protein binding. The record is from RefSeq and is a predicted model, not a curated record.
AAAAAAAAUAUCUUGAGCAACUGUAGAGAGCGCCGUAAAGGUUCCAUGCGCCAGUUGUAUUUCCAGUCUCGACGUCAAGCCACGCACCAGCACCAGCACCAUGGCGGCCGAAGUUGUGCCACUAGAGCAAUUGAAGUUGCCUGCGGGCCCCUCGCCCGUCACGGCCGAGCAAAAGUACUGGAAGUCCUUUAAGAACCAGAAAUCGCACACGUCGACGGCGUCAUGGCCCGUCUCGCACAUCAGCUUCCCCGCCCCGACGGGCUCCUACACGUCGACCUCGUCGACGUCGGCGGUCAAGAACAACGACCUGUUCGCCGUCACCGCUGGUCCCCGUGUUGAUGUCUACAGCAUCCGCCGCCGCGAACCGCUCAAGACCAUCGGCCGCUUCGACGCCGCCGCCCGCUGCGGCGAGAUCCGCCCCGACGGCCGCGUCCUCCUGGCCGGCGACGACACGGGUCGCAUGCAGGUCUUCGACGUCGCCGGCUCCAGCCGCGCCGCCGUUUUGCGCACGUGGAACAUUCACAAACAGCCCGUCUGGGUCACGAAGUGGUCGCCGCGCCCCGCCGACCUGACGACGCUCAUGAGCUGCUCCGACGACAAGACGGUCCGCCUAUGGGACCUGCCCUCGGCUGACCCCGUCCGCACCUUUGUGGGCCACCAAGACUACGUGCGCAGCGGCGCCUUCAUGACCGGCCCUGCUGGUGCCGGCGGCGGCGGCAACAUCCUCGUCACCGGCUCCUACGACUCGACCGUCCGCCUGUGGGACGCCCGCGUGCCCGGCCCCGCCGUCCUGACCUUUGCCCACCAGGCCCCGAUCGAGGCCGUCCUGCCGCUACCCUCGGGCACCACCAUCCUCGCCGCUUCGGGCAACUCCAUCUCGGUGCUCGACGUCGUACACGCCCGCCCCAUCCGCACCCUCACAAACCAUCAAAAGACCGUGACAUCGCUCUGCCUGGCCAGCAAUGGCCGUCGGGUGCUCUCGGGAGGCCUGGACGGCCACGUCAAGAUAUACGAUGCUGAGUCGGGUAACUGGAACGUCUCGGCUAGCAUCAAGUACCCCUCGCCCGUCCUGUCGGUGGCGGUAGUGACUGCGGGCGCCGCCGCUUCCGACCGUCACCUCGCCGUCGGCAUGGCCUCGGGCCUGCUCAGCAUCCGCACCCGCCUCACGGGCGCCGCGGCCGACCGGGCCCGCGAGCUCGAGGCCGCCAGGACCGCGACAGACAUUGCAGACCUGCGCUCGGGCGACGCAGCCCGCGAGAAGAGGAAGCGGAACGCCGCGCACUCGCUCGCGCUAGACAAGGCCGGGCUGUCCGCCGACUUUGUCAUUGGCGACACGGCCGUGACGGCAAAGGGAGGCGCGGCAACGGGCGGGCGCAAACGGCGCAGCGCCAAGGAGCCCCGGUGGCAGCUGGACCUGCGGCAGCAGCGCUACCGGCAGGCGCUGGACCGGGUGCUGGACCCGGCGUCGCCCGAGGCCAGCCGGUCGGCGGUGCUGUCGUGCCUGACGGCGCUGCGGCACCGCAGUGCGCUGUCGCACGCGCUUGAGGGCCGCGACGAGGAGACGGUGCAGCCGGCGCUGCAGUGGGCGUGCCGGCACAUCGUAGACCCCCGCUACGUUUCGGUCUGCGUCGACGUCGGCCUGCACCUGCUCGACCAGUACGCCGAGUUCGCGGACCGGUCGCCCGAGCUCGAGAGGGGCUUCCGCAACCUGCGGAACCAGGUCGUGCGCGAGGUCGAGAGGGCCCAGAUGGCCUGUCAGACGGGCGGCAUGCUCGAGACGCUCCUGGUCAGCUCCGAGUCCUAGAACGACGCGGGCGCGCGGGGACGCGGAGCCAAACACAAGCCCAAGCCCAAGUCCUACCAUAGGUACGGGGCAUACGUCGGUGGUGUUUAGCAGAAGCCCUCUUGUGGGCGGAAUGUUUUGUAUUUGGUACCCCUUUCGUUCUAGAGGUUUAUACCCCAAUAUUCUUUUGGUCUUGUCUCAAUCCUCCCCGGUUUCCUAUUGUUUUUUUUUCUUUCUGUUUUGCAUUGCGUCGGCGUUGCGCACUGGGAACGGUUACAUAAAAGGUGCCAACUGAUAGCUCAACGUUAUAUUCUUAUUCACCCCUUUCUGAGUACGCCUCCUCUUCUCGCUUUUGAUAACGUAGUCUCUGAGGCUCCUGUCUGCCUAGCG